Rhagoletis zephyria (snowberry fruit fly) is the source of this 3029-nucleotide messenger RNA. It is a transcript of the gene l(2)gl, whose product is annotated as LLGL domain-containing protein l(2)gl. NCBI's taxonomy places the organism in Eukaryota, Metazoa, Arthropoda, Insecta, Diptera, Tephritidae. Gene Ontology annotation, biological process: regulation of establishment or maintenance of cell polarity; establishment of spindle orientation; regulation of Notch signaling pathway. Gene Ontology annotation, cellular component: plasma membrane; cytoplasm; cortical actin cytoskeleton. The record is from RefSeq and is a predicted model, not a curated record. Gene Ontology annotation, molecular function: myosin II binding; GTPase activator activity; syntaxin binding.
CACAACAUGGAUUUCCCCAUAAGCCCUCCGCGGUGGCUUAUGAUCCGGUUUCCAAACUUAUGGCCAUAGGCACACAAAUGGGAGCUAUCAAAGUAUUCGGCCAACCCGGUGUAGAAUUCUACGGGCAACACAUGCUAGUCAGCAAUUCAGCUGCCGAACUCAACGUACAGCUUUUAGAAUGGGUUAACGGCACUGGACGUGUACUCUCGUUGACUGCAUCGAAUCAUUUAACAUUAUGGGAGCCUGUGGGGGCAACACUAGUUGCUACCAAGACACUGCCUUUUGACGGAAAAUUGAAGAAAGUAUCAUCGCUUUGCUGUUCAUUGAAUAAAGACAUCAUAUGGAUUGGAACUGAAGGGGGAAACAUAUAUCAAUUCGAUUUAAAUUCGUUCUCCAUACGUGAACCUGUAAUAUAUCACGAUGUUGUCCUUGAACAAGUACCUCCGACAUACAAGUUGAACCCAGGUGCUAUUGAAUCUGUUCGGCAGUUGCCCAAAGAAUGCAAUAAACUCUUAAUUGCAUACAAUCGUGGUCUCUGUGUGUUAUGGGAUUUAGAAACAUCUUCAUUAGUACGCGCUUAUAUUGCUUCUGGUCAUGGACAGAGUGUGGGCCUUUUUGUGAAUGCAGCUGGAACCCAAUUUACUUGGUAUCAUGCGGAUGGCUCCUAUGCCUCUUGGAAUUUGACCAACACCGAGGCACCGAAAAACGUCAAUUACGUUCCAUAUGGACCAGACCCCUGCAAAAGUAUAACUCGGCUGUAUAAGGGCAAACGCGGCACCGUUGAUGUUGUUAUAUUUUCCGGAGGCAUGCCACGAUCAGCGUAUGGAGACCACAACUGUGUAUCGGUACAUACAAACAACGGGAAUAAUGUUUGCUUGGACUUCACAUCAAAAGUAAUCGAUUUCUUUGUUACGUUCCAAGAUAAUACCGACAAUGUACAAGUCCUGGUCGUAUUACUCGAGGAAGAGUUCUGUGCUUACGAUUUGGCCGAUUCCAAAGUUCCUGCUAUUAAAACACCAUAUCUACAUUCGGUUCACGCAUCUGCGGUUACUUGCAAUUACCUUGCAUCCCUAGUAAACCAGGAUGUUUAUAACAAAAUAUUGCAUGCAGGAGAAGAGCAAAAUACUGAGUGCAGCAAGAUACAAUGGCCGAUAAAUGGCGGUAUUUUAGAGGAAGAAGUUCCUGACGUGGUUGACAAUGAUGAUGUACGACUAUACGAAAUAUUAUUGACUGGUCAUGAGGACGGUUCGGUGAAGUUUUGGGAUUGUACAGGGGUAGUUUUGAAACCUCUUUAUAAUUUCCAAACUGCCCCUUUGUUUGGGAAUGAGAACCAAGACGACAUACCGGCGGAAACGUCAGAACCUUUAGAUGACUCAGAACCACCAUUUCAGAAAGCCGGCCUAUUCGAUCCGUACUCAGACGAUCCCCGCUUAGCGGUGAAGAAAAUUGCUUUGUGUCCAAAAACUGGGCGAAUAAUCGUUGGAGGCACAGCCGGGCAAAUUGUCAUUGCUAGUUUUGUUAAAAGGGAAUCUGAAAAUACUCCGUUUAAAGUUAGUUCAAUGAACUUGGUGAGUGAUCGUGAUGGUUUCGUUUGGAAGGGCCACGAUCAGUUGACGGUACGUCCAAAUUUGCUUGAACCGGAUGCGGAACUUGUUGGUUAUUCCGGUGUUGAAAUAACAGGCAUUUUGCAAGUUCUUCCACCGGCAAGUAUAACGUGCUUGGCCCUGGAAGCGAAUUGGGGACUCGUAGCUGGGGGAACUGCCCAUGGUCUCGUUUUAUUUGACUACAACACUUUUUUGCCUGUUUUCCAUCGCUGCACUCUGAAUCCAAACGAUUUAACAGGCGCUGGGGAAACGUUGUCUCGUCGUAAGUCAUUCAAGAAAUCUUUACGUGAAUCAUUUCGAAAACUUCGAAAGGGUCGCUCCUUGCGAAACAAUCCAUCACAAGUUCCAACAACAUUGGAAGCGCGACCCGUUGAACGGCAAGUAGAAGCUCGUUCUGCAGACGAUGGUAUGAGUUCCAUGGUCCGUUGUUUACAAUUCGCCAAAACUUUUAUAACCAAUGUGAACAUAACAUCUCCCACAUUAUGGUCAGCCACGAACUCGAGUACAGUAUCCGUUUUUUUGUUGCAUUUACCAGCCGCUCAGACAGUCGCUACUAAUAUGCUACCAGUGAGUGAAAAUACAGCGGCAACAAACGCAGCCUUGCAACCACGUCGGGCGUCGGCCCAACUGGCGAAAGAAAUACAACUUAAACAUCGCGCACCUGUCGUUGGUAUCGCUAUAUUCGACCAGCAUGGCUGUCCAGUUGACCAGCAAAGGAAUAUUAGUGCGGUUUCACCACCUCAUCGUUUGUUAAUUGCAUCUGAAGAACAAUUUAAAGUUUUUUCACUGCCACAGCUAAAACCAAUCAACAAAUAUAAGUUAACUGCUAAUGAGGGAGCUCGUGUACGACGUAUACAUUUUGCAUCAUUCGCCUGCUCGAUGCCAGCUGAGUUAUUGGCACAUGGUAUUGGUGGUAGCCCGUCCAAAUUUAUUCCAACACGAACGCAAGAAAACGCCCAAGAUGUAGCUAAUAUCAAUGCCAACACUAGCGGAGGAAGUAGUGUCGAUGCUCGUUUAUAUCAAGAAGUUGCUUUGCUUUGUCUAACGAAUAUGGGGGACAUCAUGGUGCUCUCGGUACCAGAGUUGAAGCGCCAACUAAAUGCUGCCGCCGUUAGACGUGAGGAUAUCAAGUGAGUUAAGAUGUGAAAUAACACGGCAGCUUAUGGAUGAAGAGUAUAUUCAGCGUUUAUAUACAAUAUCCUUUAUCUGCAAUAAAAAAAUCAUAUUUACAGGCCUAUUCUGCGCUGGUAACAAAAAUUUUGCAACUGGUAAAUAAAGUUCCUCUCCAUUUUUAAACCCUUUUUGCAUUCUGUGCACUCUUGUAUCCGGUAAAUUUUCUUACCAUCUCAGCAACUCAGCUGGUAACAAAAGAUUGUCUCGUCAAAUAUGCAAUGCCAGAAUUUCCACAAAUCUUCAUAGCUGAAU